AUGGAUUAUGAAAAUGAAAAUUUGAAUUUUUUAAAUUUAAAACUUAAUCAAAAAGAAAAUUCUAUAAAUAUUUCUUAUACUGAAGGAAAAGUUAUUGCUAAUGGAAUUUUAAUUGCUGAUCUUGAAUUUCAAUAUUCUAUAUACACAUGGUAUGUUCCUAUUUUGUUUGUCAUUUUAGGAAUUGCAUGUAUUGGAAAUAUUUUUAUAAUAUCAAGUUAUACUUUUAUAAAAAAACCAUUAUCUAUAUAUUUGAAACUUUGUAUCUCUUUGGCUAUAUCUGAUUUGUGGGCUGCUAUUUUAAUUGCAAUUGGUUUAUAUGUUAAUAGUUACCUUCCAAGUGUAAAAGGACAAUCUUUAUCAUCUUUAUGCUUUAAUUUGAUAUUAGAAAUUUUUAGAAUUUCUGGAAUGUUUACUUCUGUUCUUCAUCUUUUAGCAUUAGCAUUUGGACAAUUUCUUGUAACUCUUCGACCAAUUCAAUUUCAUUGUUAUGCAACUUCAAGAAGAAUUAACAUAACAAUUGGCAUUAUGUAUAUUUUUCCUCUUUUUAUUGUAGCAUUUAUUUUUUAUAUUUUUACAAAUAAUGAUCCAUCUAGACGAUGUUUUCAUAACUCAUAUUCACAAUUCCCAUUAAGGAUUUCUAUUUUUUGUCUUUUUAGUAUUCCAUUAAUAAUUACCUUUGCUCUUUAUGGUGUUAUUUUGUAUUUGUUAUUAAAUAAACGUGAACGUGAUUUACAACGUCAUGGAGGAUCAAUAGCAAAUCGAAAUAGGGAAAAUAAAAUAAAAAGCAAACUUAAUAUUGUUAAAACAACUAUGAUUAUCCUUACAACAUUUACAUUCUCAUGGGGUAUUUGUGUAUUGUAUUUUUUUUUAGUCUGUAAAAAAGGUUGUCCUAUUAUAUAUUUGGUUUCAAUAGAUUUUUAUACAGCUUUUGUUUGCAACACUUUUGUUAAUACAAUGGUCGUUUUGAAACUAGCUUUAAAUCCUUUAAUAUAUGCUUUUCGUAUUGAAAAAAUUAGAAAUGGUAUUAAAGAAAUUUUCAAUAGAAUUGUACGAAAAUUUUUUUUAAAUAUUGGAAUAUAUUUUUGUCCAUAUACCUUUACAAAUAUAUCAUUAAAAAAUAUUAAAUGUUUUGAUAAAAGAAAAACUAAAGUAAUAAAUAUAAAUAGUAAUGAAAAAUAUAAAAAAAAUAAUAAAGUAUUAGAUAAUCAAUCAAAUAAAAUAAAUACUAUAAAAAUUGGUAAUAAAAAUUUUGGAAAUUCUUUAACAAAAUUAAGUAAGAAAACUAAAUACUUAAUGAAACAAAAAAAGAAUAAUAAUUCAAAUGAAGUUAUAAUUCAUACAGAUAUGAAUGAUUUUUAUGCUAUUUACACUGUUUCUAAAAAUACUAAAAUGCCAAUGAUACAAAACUUAAUGAUUGAUAAUUAA
This is a messenger RNA of Strongyloides ratti, 1425 nucleotides long. Its product is annotated as G protein-coupled receptor, rhodopsin-like family and GPCR, rhodopsin-like, 7TM domain-containing protein. Gene Ontology annotation, cellular component: membrane. Bases 1 to 1425 code for a protein of 474 amino acids. Gene Ontology annotation, biological process: G protein-coupled receptor signaling pathway. The record is from RefSeq and is a predicted model, not a curated record. Gene Ontology annotation, molecular function: G protein-coupled receptor activity. NCBI's taxonomy places the organism in Eukaryota, Metazoa, Nematoda, Chromadorea, Rhabditida, Strongyloididae. The transcript is spliced from 3 exons.